GCCGCAGAUCGAGCCGCAGCUCGAUCUCGCACCGAACCAAUUGCGCUGCGGGAGUGAUGCUGCGACGAAGAAGAGAGACCGCGCGGCGAAUGACGUCAGCGUCGGCGCUAGUCCACCUUAGCCGGUGCUGUGCGCUGACGAUCGCGUGGCUGGUAACGAUCACCGUUCUACAGCAACACGGCGCAGACUCCCAAGAGCUGAACACGCCGCCGGUGAUCCUGGUCGAUCGCCAUUGGCGUAUCCGGGAGAACACUACCGUGGGCAGCAUGAUCACGCGUGUCACGGCCGACGAUAACGAGGACGACAAGCUGGAGUUCGGCCUUGACGCGCUGGUGGCCGGCCAGGACCAACCGUUCGUGAUCGACGCGCACACGGGCUACGUGUACCUUAACAAGAGCGUCGAAGGUCGAGCGGGACAGAACUUUUUCGUCUACGUCACGGUCACCGAUGGCAGUGUCACGUCGAAGAACGAGGUCUACGUGAACAUUCUCGCACAGAAUGCCACCGGACUGUACAAGAGCCGACCGGGGGCACCCCAGUUCACGCCCAACAUUGACAACAUACGCAAGAUACUGCCAGCCGGCUUUAACCUGCCCGGGAUCGGGACGGGCCACCGACCGCAGGUUCCACUGCCACCGCUGCCACCGGAGUUCACCCGGCGGCCUCCGACGGCCGCAACACCGGUUGACUCCGGCGAGCAGGAUACGCUCCUAACACCGCCGUCACCAUCGCCCACCAAGCAAACCAAAACGUAUCCCGAUCCACGGCCCACGGCCCAUUUGCCAUCCACUGGCGGCGAGGACGCAACGCCAGAGGCCAACGGCAGUACCGAUCCGGAUACGGAUGAGAGUCCGGCCCGCAGCAACGCCACCUGGGGGGGUCGGAUUCCUUCGCGGACCAGUACGAAAGGUCCGGGUCAGCAACCGGGUCACCUGCACACGACCCCGGCCCCGACCGCGACGACGACGACACACCCGACCCCGGUUCGGGCUCACCCGCAGGAGGACGCGAGCACGGUCAAAAUACUGCUGCCGGUCAUCAUCUCCGUGGCGAUCAUCUUCGUGAGUGCGGGCCUGAUCGCGAUCUGCAUCUUCCGCAAGUACCUGUGCGCGAUCAGCAAGACGCUGAAGAAGAAGAACAAAAUCGAUAAAGCCAAAAAGUCAAACCAAAGCAACGCCAGCAGCAACAUCACCGCGUCCGCGUCCAUCAACACGACCACCGAGGAUAGCCGGAACUCGAUCGGGCUCAGCCACUGGAGCGGUCCGAUGGCGUUCAGCAACCGGUACACGUCGCCCUGGGAGCGGGACGCCAACGGGCAUCACCUGCAGGCGACCUCGCAGCUGUCGGAGGAGUCGAACGGGUCGCUGUCGGCGAAGGACCGCUGGGAGUUCCCGCGCCACCGGCUGAAGGUGUUCAACAUCCUCGGUGAGGGCGCGUUCGGGCAGGUUUGGCGCUGCGAGGCGACCGACAUCGAUGGCCACGAGGGCAUCUCCGUGACGGCGGUCAAGACGCUGAAGGAGAACGCGAGCGAGGCCGAGCGGAGCGACCUGCUGUCGGAGCUGCUGGUCCUGAAGUCGCUCGAGCCCCACAUCAACGUGGUCCGCCUGCUCGGCUGCUGCACCGAGAAGGAUCCGAUCUUCGUCAUACUCGAGUACGUGAACAUGGGCAAGCUGCAGACAUUCCUGCGGAACUCGCGCGUUGAGAAACACUACGGCAACACUCACGGAAAGUCCAAAAUACUCACCUCCGGCGAUCUCACCUCGUUCAUGUUCCAGGUGGCCCGGGGAAUGGAUUUCCUUACGUCACGGGGAAUCAUCCAUCGUGAUCUGGCCGCACGGAACAUCCUCAUCACCGACGACCACACGUGCAAGGUGGCGGACUUUGGGUUCGCCCGGGACAUCGUCACGUCGAAGGUGUACGAGCGCAAGAGCGAAGGCCGCCUGCCGAUCCGUUGGAUGGCGACCGAGUCGCUGUACGACAACAUCUUCACCGUCAAGUCCGACAUCUGGAGCUUCGGCAUCCUGAUGUGGGAGAUCGUGACGCUCGGCUCGACGCCCUACCCGGGCAUCGCGGCGGCCGACGUGAUGCGCAAGGUACGCGACGGGUACCGGCUCGAGAAGCCGGAGCACUGCCGCCGCGAGCUGUACAACAUCAUGUUCUACUGCUGGGCGCACGACGCCGGCGAGCGGCCCGGAUUCCCGGAGGUGGUCGAGAUGCUCGACCGGCUGCUCCAGACCGAAACCGAUUACAUCGAGCUGGAGCGCUUUCCCGACCACAACUACUACAACAUGCUCAACAUGAGCGGCGAGAAGCUGUGAGCGGGGCGGAUUAGGAUCUCACCCGGACAGUCGGGGAUUACCGGGCUGCCCGAGCGCCUCUCUCCAGGAAGUGGUAACAUACUCAAAGGGUGAAGUGGACGACGCGUGGGGCACCAGACUCUAGUGCCCCAGAUUAUGAUAAUUGUGAUAAGAUCGCCAAGUUGCUUAUCGUCGUGUGGCGCUAUUAUCGUGUGGCA
Messenger RNA from Anopheles bellator, 2515 nucleotides. It is a transcript of the gene Cad96Ca, whose product is annotated as tyrosine kinase receptor Cad96Ca. Gene Ontology annotation, cellular component: membrane; signaling receptor complex. The coding region runs from base 57 to 2318 and encodes 753 amino acids. The record is from RefSeq and is a predicted model, not a curated record. Gene Ontology annotation, biological process: protein phosphorylation; multicellular organism development; positive regulation of kinase activity. NCBI's taxonomy places the organism in Eukaryota, Metazoa, Arthropoda, Insecta, Diptera, Culicidae. The transcript is spliced from 4 exons. Gene Ontology annotation, molecular function: calcium ion binding; transmembrane receptor protein tyrosine kinase activity; ATP binding.